UGAGACAGUACUUGCCGGGCAGUUGUCGUAAUCGGUGAUCAUUUUAUGAUCAAAUAGUAUCACACAUUUUUAUGCACACAAGAAAGCAAAUUAAAACCGCUAAGACAGUUUUAAAAUCUUUGAAGAGCUUUUUGAUCAUCUCUCAUAUAAAUUAAUAUUAUUUUUUGUUUUUGCUUUAAUUAAUUAAAGAGAGAAAUAUUAUUGAAGUGAUAAUUAUUUUAUGACUAGAAUGACUAGAAAUAUUGUUACAAUGAUGCUAAGUGCAGUGUUUGUGAUAAGUUUUUUAUUUGGAACUGGAGUUGAGGGUUUGUUUGAGUUUAAAACAGAGCCUGUGCAUCCAUCACGAGCAGAACUUCGAACCUUGAGAGCGAUUUCAAAAGCUAAUUAUGAUUUGGCUGUGGAGAUGGGUGUUAACUCAAUUGACAACCUUCAAAACUUGGAAAACAAUUUAUCAAGUCGAGGCAUCAAUGUCCAAAAUGGAAGUAUUUCACACAAGCAACUAAUUGAAACACAUCCCGAUGAAAAAGCCCAACAAACAAAUAGUCUGGCGAGAAAAAUUCUCAAAUCCAGUCUUUACAUUUACAAUACCGAAUGCAUUCAAAAGGGUGUUAGUCGGGAAUCAUGUGCUCAGUUUCUUUCAACGAAAUCAAUUCCAGAAGGAACUAAAGGCCUAAUGGAUGAGUGCCUUGAUUUUUUCUCAACUCACAAAGAUGGUAAUAAUGUAUUCCGAAGAUUGUUACCAAGUAAUUAUAAAGAUGGAUUCUAUCAGAUGGAAGAUAAACUACCAUCCCCAAGGGAAAUCAGUAACUCAGCCUUACAUGGAACUGUUGCCAGUAGCAAUGAUGGAAAUAACCACGAAGAUAGCCACAGCAAGAAUUUAGCUCUAGUCCAAUGGACUCAAUUUAUUGAGCAUGAUCUCAGUAAACCAGUGGCAUCUUCAUCACAAGAUGGACAGCAAAUUGAAUGCUGCGAUGCAGAUAAUUAUGCUCACAUACCCAGGAACUUGCAUCCGGAUUGUGCACCUCUGAUUGGAGUUAAUCUAUUCAGCAAAUAUGGCAAAGAGACUUGUUUAAAUUAUGUUCGUAGUGCGUUGUCAAUUGAAAAAUGCACUUUUGGACCGGCACAGCAGUUGAAUCAAGCAACUGGAUAUUUGGAUCUGUCCCAAUUGUAUGGCUUCACAAGGAGAUCCCAAAGUAGCAUGAGAACUUUCAGCAAUGGCAAACUCAAGUCAUCCAACGGAGGCCUUCUGCCACUCGCCGAGGGCGACAAACGCAACCUAUAUUGUGCACUAAAAUCUGACGCGAAUGAGACUUGUUUUAUGGCAGGUGACACUCGUGUAAACAGCAAUCCUUACUCGAUUAUCUUGUAUACCAUAUUUUUGCGCUCUCAUAAUCAAUUCGCCGAGGAAAUAAAGACACGCAAUCCGGACUGGACAGAUGAAACUAUGUUCAGAGCUGCCAAGAAGCUCAAUGUGCAACUUUAUAGGGAAAUCGUGUUUGAAGAGUGGCUGCCAGUUGUAUUGGGUCAGAAGAUUAGUGCAAGUAUAAAUGCCGAACCGAUUUUGAGGAGAGCAAAUAAUUUGAGGGACUUGGAAGUGUCUAAUGAGUUUGCAGUGGCUGCUAUAAGGUUUUACUUUUCAAUGAUGCCAAAUGUUUUGCAGAGAAUGCCAUCGCCAAUGAAUAAUGAGAUUAAUUCGGAGGAUGCUAUGAGUAAAUUAUCAGCUUCGGCGUUGUUUGAAUUGAUGGAAGCGUCAUUUAGAUCAGAAGCUCUCGAUCAGCCAAGUAAAUUGAAUGAGUUUUUAGCUUCGUUGCUGAAUCAAAGGGCAUUGAGAAUGGAUGCAACUUAUGCUGGUGAUUUAAUUGAAGAAUUCACUAAAGCUCGCGUACCUAGCCGACCAAAUGUCUUAGCAUUCGAUAUACAACGUGGUAGAGAUCAUGGUUUGCAGGGAUAUGUGAAAUAUCUGGAACAAUGCGAAGGUCGUCCAAUUACCACCUGGGAUGAUUUAAAUCAUUACAUAGCACCAGCAGAAAUAACGAAAUUAAAAUCCGUCUAUGAACAUGUGUCGAAUGUCGACUUGAUUGUCGGUGGAAUUUCUGAAAUACCUGCUAAUGGCUCAACUGUUGGACCGACAUUCACCUGUAUUUUGGGUGAACAAUUUUCAAAAAUCCGUCAAUGGCAUCAUAAUCUUGUUGCUGAUCCUGUUUCAUUUGAAAGUAAAUUGAAAAAAGUCACAGCUGCUAAAUUGAUGUGUGCCAAUUCAGGAUUGAAAGAAGUCCCAAAAAAUAUAUUCUAUAUUGCUUCAAAUACAAACCCCCUUGUGCCAUGUGAUGAAUUGUUAAAGUCAUCUAAUUAAUCAUAAUCUCAAGUAAUUGUUUGUUGAUAAACUUUAUGUCCAUGAACAAUCUCAAAUGGUUUGAAAUAAGUUUAAUUUUUUAUUUUUCAAAUCGUGACUAUAACAGAUAAUAAUAAUAAAGACAAAUUAAUUAAAA
Episyrphus balteatus (marmalade hoverfly) is the source of this 2489-nucleotide messenger RNA. RefSeq names its product peroxidase. The transcript is spliced from 12 exons. The record is from RefSeq and is a predicted model, not a curated record. Bases 221 to 2353 code for a protein of 710 amino acids. NCBI's taxonomy places the organism in Eukaryota, Metazoa, Arthropoda, Insecta, Diptera, Syrphidae. Gene Ontology annotation, molecular function: peroxidase activity; heme binding. Gene Ontology annotation, biological process: response to oxidative stress.